Octopus bimaculoides (California two-spot octopus) is the source of this 1587-nucleotide messenger RNA. RefSeq names its product neuronal acetylcholine receptor subunit alpha-10. NCBI's taxonomy places the organism in Eukaryota, Metazoa, Mollusca, Cephalopoda, Octopoda, Octopodidae. The record is from RefSeq and is a predicted model, not a curated record. Gene Ontology annotation, biological process: monoatomic ion transmembrane transport. Gene Ontology annotation, cellular component: postsynaptic membrane. Gene Ontology annotation, molecular function: acetylcholine-gated monoatomic cation-selective channel activity; transmembrane signaling receptor activity.
CAGUUGCAUGCACUCCAAACACAGAAGUACGUUUUACGAAUUUUGGUAACCUAUAUAUCUGCUCACACUUUUACGUGAAUGAGCUAUAAGGUAAGACACUUUCAAACUAUUAACAGAUAUGAAUCAGAGUAAAAUUCCGCAAAAGGAAUUACGGAAUUCCUUUCUGACUUCAGGCCCUGACUUUCAAAGAGAUUAAUCCAAUACUGGGCAUCUUUAUACUAGGUGGCCUACUGAAGACUUGAUGGAUCAUCCAAGGUGCCUGUUGCGUUGAAAGCUCGUUGUAAGCUGCAGUUUAUACAUGGCAUUAAUGAGACUUUCUUCAUUCAUUGUCCCGCGCUAGAAGAACUGACGUACGGUAUAGUAUCUCGUGAAAGAAAGAAAACAAAAAGAAAAGCAUACAAAAUAAGUUAGAUAUUUUAACAUUAUUUUAAUCAAAAUUUUAGCAUAUGUAACCCUGAAAUUAUUCAUUCAAAUAUUUUUCUUUUAAAUAACACAAAAAGGUAAACCCUAAGCAAUAUAAAUAUAUAUAUAUAUACACAUGUAUGUAUAACUAUAUUGGGUAACAUAACAAUAAUAUUAUUGUUAAUGAAUUAUUAGUGCUACCAUUGAUUUUUAUAAUAAUUUACAAUAAAUUAACGCACUUGUGCGGCGACGAAACAUGGGAAUCACCGACUGUACUGUUAUCAGUGGAUUUUACUCAGAAAAGAAGAUCUGGUGAUAACCAUUUGAAUUGACCGCCGUACGGGAAUGAAUUAUCGCCUAUACAUCGCUAUGACGUUAAUGAAAGACAUCCGUAUUUUGAUGUCGGCUUUCCAUCUUCUGAUGGGGGCAAGUAUAGCUUUAUGUGAUGAAAACGAGUAUCGUUUGGUGCGGGAUUUAAUGAAAAAUUACAACAAGCAAGUUCGGCCAUCGUCAAAUUUCUCAGAGGCUCUUAAUGUGACCUUCGGAGUGGCACUGGCACAAAUUAUUGAUGUGGAUGAAAAGGAUCAAAUUAUAACAACUAACUGCUGGAUUAAUCAAAACUGGAUCGAUUACAAGCUGCAGUGGGAUCCAAUCAAAUAUGGCAAUGUGUCCGUCAUCCGCCUUCCUUUUAGUGACAUUUGGCGUCCUGAUAUUUUACUGUACAAUAAUGCUGACGUGAAGGCGUUCGAAUCGUCCAUCAGUACGAACGUGAUAGUCACCAGCGAGGGAAACGUCACCUGGUUGUCCAUGGUCAUCUUCAAGAGUUCAUGCUCCAUCGAUGUCAAGUUUUUUCCUUUCGACGAACAGAACUGCUCCAUGGAAUUUGCGUCAUGGACGUACGACGCAUACCAAGUUAAUAUAUUAACCAAUGGUGAAGACAACGGGGACAUGUCAAACUACAUCGAAAAUUCAGAGUGGUCCCUGAUCGGCUUUCAACAAAAGCGGCACGUCGUUCGUUUCUCGUGCUGCGAGGAACCCGCGCUAAAAUCUUACACCAAGAGAUUAGAUGGUCCACUGCUUCAUCCCAUCGUUACCGUAUCGGCACUUUUGGUCUACACCACAACAAUGACCAGUUUCCGAUUUUCGGUGAUUCAUCUUGAAGAUAGUAUGAGCAAGACUAUUUAA